AUGAGUUUCAAGGCAAAAAGCCUCAGCUAUGAGCAGAACGAACCAGCCUUCCUGCGUCGCAUGCGCGGCGAGGUUGCGGGCAUAGAUCCGCACCGCCAUGAGCGUCAAAUAGCGCGGCCACAACGCUUGAAGAACGGUGACGAUGAAGACGAUGGACCGACCAUUGUUGAUGAAAGCAAUGAUAUGCUUUCGAAGGCGGAGUACGAGGCGCUGGUGGGCGGAAAGGUAGACGGAGAGGAUGAGGAGGGUGCUAAGCCAGGUGAGGGUAUAAAUCCCGCCGGCUUGGAAGACGAGGAACGUGAAAGGGAGACGAGGACUGAGGAAACGGGGACGACGCUCAAGAAGCAGCAGAUCGCGGAGGUCGGCAAAAACCAGAAGAAGAGGAAAGUGGGCAAGGUUGUUGGUGAGACUGAAGGAGAGGAAGAGGACCAGCAGCAGAAGAAACCGGAAGCGAAGAAGGUCAAGAAGAAAGUGAAGGCUGUUAAGCUGUCUUUCGGUGACGAUUGA
This is a messenger RNA of Coniosporium apollinis CBS 100218, 507 nucleotides long. RefSeq lists its product as uncharacterized. The record is from RefSeq and is a predicted model, not a curated record. The transcript has a single exon. Bases 1 to 507 code for a protein of 168 amino acids. NCBI's taxonomy places the organism in Eukaryota, Fungi, Ascomycota, Dothideomycetes.